Messenger RNA from Mauremys reevesii (Reeves's turtle), 3894 nucleotides. RefSeq names its product sperm antigen with calponin homology and coiled-coil domains 1 (gene SPECC1). The coding region runs from base 363 to 3611 and encodes 1082 amino acids. The transcript is spliced from 17 exons. Gene Ontology annotation, molecular function: protein binding. Gene Ontology annotation, cellular component: filamentous actin; microtubule organizing center. Gene Ontology annotation, biological process: actin cytoskeleton organization. The record is from RefSeq and is a predicted model, not a curated record. NCBI's taxonomy places the organism in Eukaryota, Metazoa, Chordata, Testudines, Geoemydidae.
CCGCUACGCACCUGUACAUCCCAGCGUGCCUUGCGGCAGCCCCCACAAAAAGACUGUGUCUCCCGGCACGCUCCGCACUUCAGGCUCCGCUGCGCUCAGGCUCAUGGGAUUUGUAGUCCGGAGGGUCUGAGAGGAAGAACCACAUUUCCCAGGGUGCCCCGCGGCGCUCGCCCCCUGGCGGCCGUUAGGACCGUUGCAGAAGAGAGGGAAGGUGCUUGCUGCCAGAGCAUCCUUGAGAGGAGGCGGCUGAGGAGGCAGCAGUUUUUGGCCUAACCCGCAAGGAAUAACUGUUAUGGUGAGAAUGGGAUGCUUUGAGGCACUGAAUUUCAAUAACUUAAAAUACUGACUCCUCUGGAAAGAAAAUGAAGAGUGCUGCCAGACCUUGGAGUGCAAUGGCAAAGCAAGGGAACCAUGGAAUUGAUCGAGGAAAAUCUCUCCCCACCGCUUCCUCAGGCAUGAAGACCUCCAAAUCCUCUACUUCACUUGCUUUUGAAUCUCGGCUCAGCAAGCUAAAAAGAGCUAGCAGUGAUGACAUGUUAACAAAGCCAGGGGUGACAGCAGCCUCUGGUGUCUCCAGGCUGAAGAAGACCAUUACAACAGGAGCGAUUUCUGAGCUUGCUGAGAAUCGACUGAAGUCCAGCACAGGAAUUGUUUCAUCAGCGAAGCGCACAGGAAUUCCGGCUCCUCGGGAAAUUUCAUCAACUGUCUCCAGAGAGAGAGCUGUGUUGCGUGGUCCAGCCAACACCAGGAAAACUCAGCCCAGCCCAACUUCUUCUGGCACGCCCACCCCUACCAAGCACCUGCGUCCUUCUGCCAAGUCCAAGCAAGAGAAUGAAACUGGGGACAAGGCAGUUCUGGAGUCCCAGGUUAAGGAACUCUUGGCAGAAGCAAAGACAAAAGACACUGAAAUCACCAAGCUCCGGAGUGAGCUGAAGAAAUGCAAAGACAAAGGGUCAGUUAACUCUGAAGGGAUUGGUGCUUCAGAUCAAAAUUUAGAAACGUUACCAUUAUCACCUGGUGACAUAGACCCAUUAAUACAGACUCUUCAGGAAAAGAACAGGACUUUUCAAAAAGAGCUUACUAGCCUGGUGGAAGAAAACCGGGUUUUGAAGGAGAAACUGAUUUAUCUAGAGCACUCCCCUCUCUCGGACACAACAACGAGCAGCGGGGGUGACAGCAGCUUCACAACCCCAGUUACUCAAGAAUCAAGUUUUGGAAGCCCAACAAAAAAUCUAUUGAGAGGUGAACCAGAUGAGCCCAGACAGCGUGUGAAUGGAGAAGCAGUGCGAAAGUCAGGUUCUUCUAGCAGUGAUGUGACUAAAGCCUCCUUGUCACCCGAUGCAUCCGAUUUUGAACAUAUAGCAGAUGUACCUUCUAGGCCAACCUCCUCAAACAGCAACCCCUUCAAGGGUUCCAGAUGCUCCACCACAGGGAGUUCUCCGAACAACAUUAGUGACCUUUCUGUGGCCUCCCUGACGGAGAAGAUACAAAAAAUGGAAGAAAACCACCACAGCACAGCAGAAGAGCUUCAAGCCACUUUGCAGGAGCUGUCAGACCAGCAGCAAAUGGUGCAGGAGCUGACAGCAGAAAACGAGAAGCUAGUGGAAGAGAAAGCUCUGCUGGAGACCUCCUUUCAUCAGCACAAAGAGAGAGCAGAACAGCUUAGUCAAGAAAAAGAAAAGCUGAUGACUCUCCUACAAGAGCGAUCCAAGAAUGAAGAAACCAAAAUUCUGGAGGGGAAAAUCCUUGAACUGGAGCAGAAAUGCACAGAAUUGCUUGAGAAAGCACAGUUUGAAAGAGAAAAGCUGCUCAACAUCCAGCAACAAUUAUCCAGCAGCCUACGGAGCUUAGAAAGGGAGCACCAAGAUGCUCAAGAGGUGAUCAAGGGCCUGAGAGAGGAAAAUGAGAAGUUGGGUGGGCUUUUAGAAAUGGAACGACAGAACAGCAGCAUGGUGGCAAAGACUCUAGAGGACUGUAAAGUUGCCUUAGAAGGCCUGAAGAUUGAAAAUGGAUCUCUCAAAACUCAGUUAGACAGUGAGAAACAAAAAGCUGCAGAGAUCAAUGCAAUGGGAUGUACUACUGACAACUCUGAGGUGCAAGAGAUGUUGAAAGUGGCUCAUGCAGAGAAGGAUCAGUUAGAACUAGCUUGUACAGAGCUCAAACAAGAGCUGCUGAAGGCAAACAGCGAAGUAAAACAUGUCCAGGGUCUACUGGCCAAGGUGGAGAAGGAAUGUGGUCAGCUGAAGGAGCUGUAUGACCGACAGGCUGAACAGUUGAGCAGAACCAGCCUGAAGCUGCAGGAGAAAACUUCUGAGAAUGAGUCUGAGAUCAAAAACCUGAAGGAGACCAUCUUUGAGCUGGAGGACCAGGUGGAGCAGCAACGUGCUAUCAAACUGCACAACAACCAGCUCAUCAGUGACCUGGAGAGUAACGUGAUGAAUCUAGAAGAGCACAAGCUGGAUCUGGAGAGGCAGCUGAAGGGUCUGACUAAGCAGAUAAAGGAAGAUGCAGAGGAGUGGAGGCGUUUUCAAGCUGACCUACAGACUGCAGUGGUGGUAGCCAAUGAUAUCAAGUGUGAGGCUCAGCAGGAGCUGCGGGUGGUGAAGAGGAAGCUCCAGGAGGAAGAGGAGAAAAGUGCCAAGCUGCAGAAGGAGCUGGAGGAACUGCAGGGCAGCAGCAGGCUGACAACUGAGGAGGUGAAUUCUGUAGAAGCAGAUACCACCAACCGCUGGCAAGGAGUCUGUGUCAGCAGGGCAUCACCGACUCCCUCAGAGUCUGCAGCUACUGUCAAGUCACUCAUCAAGUCAUUUGACUUGGGAUGCUCAGGGAGCACUGGGCAGAGUAUCACAGUUCACAAGGUCCCCAGGAGCCCUCUGAGUGGAAUUCCAGUGAGGACAGCCCCAGCAGCCGCUGUUUCCCCCAUGCAGAGGCAUACUGCUUACAGUAAUGCAAAGCUGCUCAGCAAAGGAGUCGACAAACACACAGACCUUCCAGAUCUCCCCCUUGCAGACCUUCUAAAAGGGAGAAGUGAGGACCUGAAACCAGACCAUUACCUCCGCAAGAGCCCUUCCCUGGAGUCUCUGAGCAAACCCCCCUCAAUGGCCUUCAGCAGCAGGAUGCUGACCUCCAGCCCAAGCAGCCUGAAACCCCCCAGCAAACUCAGUGUGGAGAGAAAGGACCCAUUAGCAGCCCUGGCCCGAGAGUAUGGCGGCUCCAAGAGGAAUGCACUGCUGAAGUGGUGUCAGAAAAAGACUGAAGGUUACCCGAACAUAGACAUUACCAACUUCAGCAGCAGCUGGAGCGAUGGGCUGGCCUUCUGCGCGCUUCUCCACACCUACCUGCCUGCACACAUUCCAUACCAGGAGCUCAAUGGCCAGGAUAAAAAAAGAAAUUUGCUUUUGGCUUUUCAAGCUGCCGAAAGUGUGGGCAUCAAACCCAGUCUGACUGCAUCCCUUUCCGUUGCCAUUCACCCUUCCCCAUUCCCCACGGUACUGGAAAGGCCCCUAAGAUGUUGCCUGAAUACCAAGUUCUCGCAGCUGAAAGGGCGAAAACCACAUUACACAAUUGUCUCGUUUCAAGUGUCCGGUGUGCCCAGGAACUCAGUGAGAUGAUGUACACAGACCGGCCAGACUGGCAGAGCGUGAUGCAGUACGUGGCCCAGAUUUACAAGUACUUUGAGACCUGAGCCCCAGAGCAGAAGGUGGGCAGAAGUGGGGAACAGACUGAAGAAUGCCACAGAAGCACUUGAUCACUUUAAAAAUAGCCUCUUUUCUAUUCCAUGAGCCAGCCGAGGCUCCUAGGUUGCAAGGAAAGCUCUUCCACGAUUCUGAUCGCAUCUCAGUAACCUUGGACUGCAACCAAAUAAAAAUCCAUUGUCCACCUUUACAAACCAAA